AUGAGCGUCCAACGCCCCCUCCAAGCGCUCACAAAGCGCGCCACACCCUCCCAAUCCCUUACACUCCAAUACCGAACACGGCAACCACAUCGAAGCCUAGCCAGCGUUGUGCCCCCCGUAACCCAAUCACACGUCGGUCGUCAAGGCCCAACAGCAAUGGUCUUCAUGAACAUGGGCGGCCCCAGCUCCACAGACCAGGUCGGCGACUUCCUCUCUCGCCUCUUCGCUGACGGCGACCUGAUACCCCUCGGUCCCUUACAAAACUACCUCGGGCCCCUAAUCAGCAGGAGAAGAACACCCAAGAUCAAGAAACAAUAUGCCGAGAUUGGUGGUGGGAGUCCGAUCAGGAAAUGGAGCGAAUAUCAGGCGGAGGAAAUGUGUAAGAUCCUUGACCAGACCAACCCGGAGACGGCACCGCAUAAGCCUUAUGUUGCUUUUCGUUAUGCCAGUCCGCUUACGGAGGAGAUGUAUACGCGCCUGCUGGAAGAUGGGUUUGGGAAAGGGAGGGGUGGGAGGGCGGUGGCGUUCACACAGUACCCGCAGUACUCGUGCAGCACGACGGGUUCUUCGUUGAACGAUUUGUGGAAGGUCAGGAAUCGGCUUGAAUCGCCGAGCAGGAAUCAGAAUCUGAGCGCGGCGGAGGCGGAAGGGAGUAUACGGUGGAGUGUGAUAGAUCGAUGGCCGACGCAUCCAGGCUUGAUUGAGGCAUUCGCGGAGAACAUCACGGCGAAGCUUGAGACGUAUCCUGAGGAGAUGAGAGACAGCGUGGUGCUACUCUACUCGGCGCAUAGUCUACCCAUGUCCGUGGUCAAUCGAGGAGACCCCUACCCAGCCGAAGUGGCGGCAACAGUUUGGGCAGUACAGCAGAAACUUGGCUUCCGCAACCCUUACCGAUUAUGCUGGCAAUCCCAAGUCGGACCCUCCGCCUGGCUAGGAGCACAAACGUCAGACACAGUGAACAAUUUCGUCAAGCAAGGACAAAAGGAUCUUGUGCUCAUCCCUAUCGCCUUCACAUCAGACCACAUCGAAACGCUCUUCGAGAUCGACAAGGAAGUCAUUCAUGAGGCGGACCAGCUCGGCGCUGAGGGCAGAGUGCGGAGAGCGGAGAGUUUGAAUGGCAGUCCGACUUUCAUCAAGGCGUUGGCGGAUCUCGCGGGCAGCCAUCUGAAGAAUAAUGAAGUGUGUAGUAGACAGAUGGGGCUGAGAUGUCCUGGAUGCAAGAACGAGAAGUGCUUGCAGCAGAAGAAGUUCUUUAUGGGGCAGGGGGCGCAGGAUAAUGCUGCUGUGACUUUGUAG
Messenger RNA from Recurvomyces mirabilis, 1296 nucleotides. Its product is annotated as ferrochelatase hem15. Lineage: Eukaryota; Fungi; Ascomycota; Dothideomycetes; Mycosphaerellales; Teratosphaeriaceae. Gene Ontology annotation, cellular component: mitochondrion. The record is from RefSeq and is a predicted model, not a curated record. Bases 1 to 1296 code for a protein of 431 amino acids. Gene Ontology annotation, biological process: heme biosynthetic process. Gene Ontology annotation, molecular function: protoporphyrin ferrochelatase activity. The transcript has a single exon.